UCGCCCUAUGCGAAAGGCGAUUAACUUCUUUAUCGUGAAUAUGGCAAUGAGCGAUUUAUUAAUCACACUUGUGUACAUGCCGAGAGUGAUUGGCAUUCUAUUGAGAGGAUACGAAUGGCUUUUCAAAGGCAUAGCUGGGUUGGUGUUCUGUAAACUGGUGUACUUCAUUCAUGAGACGGCUGUCAGCGUGUCAAUAUUUUCUGCAAUCUGUAUCAGCGGUGAACGUUUCUUAGCUGUUGUACGUCCAUUGAAGACUUUGGCCAACGGCACCAAAGCGGCGCGCUACUUAAUCGCUCUUACAUGGAUGAUAUCCUUGCUUCUUAGGAUUCCCAUAGCGAUCGCGAACAAAAUGGGUGAAAAAUGUGGUAGAAUGUACUGCAACCUUUCUCUGGAUGAAGCGUUUUGGCCAGGUUCCUCAGUACUAUACCACAAAUUCAACCUGAUUGGCAUGUAUGCUACGCCCAUGGGAGUCAUGAUUACUCUGUAUUCAACAACAAUCUUUUCUUUGAGAAGAAGAAGUCGUCCUGGAAACAGAGUCACCACGGAGAGUACGCAAGCCACCGAGAUGAAUAAAAAAGUGUCUCGAAUGGUGCUUAUAGUAACAACUGCUUUCAUUCUUUGCUGGAUUUUGUACUUUAUUAUAGCCGUUUUGGCUACGUAUGACGUGAAAAUCUCAUGCAAUAUUCUAUAUCUUAGACUUCUUUUCGCUCACUCUAACUGCGCGCUGACACCCGUGCUGUAUGCAUUGUUUAGUGAAAAUUAUCAGAGGGAGUUUAAGAACGUGUUUUGGACAUGUCUUUGCGCGCGGCGAGCAAGGCCACGAGCGAGAUUCAACAAACGUUUGGGAAUCAACGAGAGGGCAUGGACUGUAGAAUCAAUUACCGAAUGUCAACUGUAGAAUGUCAGUUGCUGCUAGCUUAUUUUGAAAAUGAUUAACAUACAAACGCAUAUGAUCCGGUGUUAUCUUAUGAGGACUGAUGCAAAUUAAAGUGGGUUUGUUUUCGGGUAAAGGAGUCCAGUAAAAAUUAUUACCUACGCAAUAUAUCAUUGGAUAACUUGUAAUUGAAUGUCGUUACUUUGUUCUAUAAUUGGUCAACGUAAAACUCGCAUGAUUGUUUCUUGGUGCAAGACAGAAUCAAGCACUCAGUGAUGUCCACUUGAUAACAAUAUAACAGGUAGGCGAAGACUGGCGAAAUUGCCUGUGGUAAUUACAACUGCGUCCAUUUUGCUAAUAUUUUAUUUGAUAUAUUUUAUUUUAGAAUUACCUUGCGUCAUAAAACUGGCAAUGUGUUAUAUCAUAGUUAACUAUGGUUAUAUGUCCAAUUCAUUUUGUAACCUUUCCUUUUUGUUUGUUUUGACCCGAUCGAAUCUAAAGUGCAACUUCCAUCACCGAUCCCUUUGAAAGAUGAAACGGCACCUGAGGAUUAUAUACGUAUACGUUGUCUAAGGCGGAAGGCGAUCAAAUAUUUUAUUAAGGAUCA
Stylophora pistillata is the source of this 1481-nucleotide messenger RNA. Its product is annotated as somatostatin receptor type 4-like. NCBI's taxonomy places the organism in Eukaryota, Metazoa, Cnidaria, Anthozoa, Scleractinia, Pocilloporidae. The record is from RefSeq and is a predicted model, not a curated record. Gene Ontology annotation, cellular component: plasma membrane. Gene Ontology annotation, molecular function: G protein-coupled receptor activity. Gene Ontology annotation, biological process: G protein-coupled receptor signaling pathway.